Molecule: messenger RNA, 1417 nt
Organism: Diachasmimorpha longicaudata
Lineage: Eukaryota; Metazoa; Arthropoda; Insecta; Hymenoptera; Braconidae
Product: acidic mammalian chitinase-like
Exons: 5
Coding region: 140-1273 (377 amino acids)
Biological process (GO): carbohydrate metabolic process; chitin catabolic process
Cellular component (GO): extracellular region
Molecular function (GO): chitin binding; chitinase activity
Source: RefSeq, a predicted model, not a curated record
UCCGUGGGCUGUGUGAAAGUGUAAGCGGUCCAAGUGCCUGAAGUUUUGAUAUUUUACCGUACGACAGUUACUAUCAUUUCUUGGUUGAAAGAGUUUGAUUACUUUAAGCUGAAAUAAACGAAUUUUAACACAUCAGAAUAUGAUGCGACCGCCAUUUUUUCUAUUGUCCCUUGGUCUCUUAGCCUUGACUUCAAUGGCUGCAUCCGACAAAAAAAUUGUCUGCUACUUUGCCAGUUGGUCGCACUACCGGUCAGGAAACGGCAGAUUCACCACUGCCGACAUCGACGCCUCCAUCUGCACCCAUUUCAUCUGGACUUUUGCUACACUAGAAGGAAAUAGAAUCGUGGUUCCUAAUGCUGAUGAUACCAACGGAAUCCGUGAGUUCGCAGCUCUGCGUUCGCGGAAUUCUGGAGCGAAGGUGCUCGUGGCUGUUGGUGGUGGUGAAGACAGUCAAGGGCCCAAAUACUCCAACAUGGUGUCCUCCUCGCAAUCACGUGGUGAAUUCGUAAACAGUGCUGUGGAUCUCCUGAGGCAGUACGGCCUCGACGGUCUGGACAUGGAUUGGGAAUAUCCAUCGCUCAAUGGUGGCAUUCCAUCCGAUCGCGAAAAUUUUGUUGCUCUUCUGCGGGAGUUGAGGGAGCGAUUCAAUCAGGAAGGUUAUCUACUCACAGCCGCGGUCAAUGCUGGGGAGUGGGCAGCAAGACAAGCUUAUGAUAUCCCGGGAAUCAGUCAACAUCUGGACUUCAUCAAUCUCAUGACUUAUGAUUUUCAUGGAUCUUGGGAGCAUCAAACUGGACAUCAUGCUGGACUCCAUGGCAAUGGGGACAUCUCAGUCGAGUCUUGCGUCAAAUACUGGUUGGACAACGGCAGCCCAAAGGAAAAACUGGUGGUUGGUAUACCCACGUAUGGCAAGUCCUGGACCCUCGCAGAUCCAAAUAAUCAUGGGGUUGGUGCUCCCGCGUCUGGCGUUGGUCAACCGGGACCAUAUACCCAAGCACCCGGUACUCUUGCCUACAACGAACUCUGCGAACAGAUCAACGCAGGACAAUGGACUGUGGAAUUCGACGAAGGAGCGUACGUUCCGUAUGCAUUCAAGGGGGACCAAUGGGUUGGCUACGAGAAUGUCCAGUCAGCGAAGGGUAAGGCUGGCUUCAUCCGGGAUUGGGGACUUGGCGGAGCGAUGGUCUGGACUAUCGACUUUGAUGAUUUUAGGGGCAGCUGUGGGGAGAAAUACGGAAUUUUGAAGGGACUCAAUGAAGUUCUUCGGAAUUAACGGUUGGAAAAUAAGGUAUGGGUUUAUAUCAGUCGGUUUAGGGUGUGGAUCGAGCGAUAGUUUAAUUAUGCAUUUAUUAUAUUGUGUUGGGCGGAAGGAUGUUUAUGUAAAAUAGUUAAUAAAAUAAAAUUUAUUCACUUUCUA